ACACCCAAGGGAGGAACAUGUUUAUUUCAAAGUUGAUCAUUUUCAAGCGAGUGCUGACUGAAAGCAAACAGGAGCCUGUACGUUUUUAAUAUGGACAAUAUAUUUUUGUUUUUUCUACUUUUGCUUCCACUAGCUGCACCAAAAGGCUCUCACUCUUUGUGGGUGCUUGCAACGUACAUUAAAGGACAAACGCCAUUUCCUGAAUUUAGCUACGUAGCGAUGCUGGAUGAUGUCAGAAUUAUGUAUUAUAAUGGUGAGACGAAAACACUCCAUCCAAGAGGAAAUACAACAGCUGAAGACGAUGUGUUUGAUUCAGAUGUUCUCCUCACAAUAAGUGACUACAUGCAGUCAUCUUUUAUUAACAAAUGGGCAGUCGCAACAACAAAUGUAAACAAAACUGAAGGUGCUAUUGCCCUUCAGAGACUAGUCUUGUGUGAGCUCAGAGACAAUGGUGAACCGGGACAAAUGAUCACACGGGAUGCUGCCAGAGGAUCCACCACUGAUGAGCUGCUAUAUGUUGACAAGAAUUUUACAUAUCAGGGUACUUUAAAUGUCUCGGCUCCAGUGCUGAAUAUGCAUCUUGAAUUCAGCAUGAGGCGUCACGAAGUUUUAUACCAACCAUUCUGCAUCAAAACACUCAAGGGUUACCUUAAAAAAAGGAGGACUCAAAUCAAUAGAAAAGUGAAACCCAAGGUCAGGCUCCUCCAGAGAGAACUGUCUUCUGGGUUUCGUGUGAGUUGUUUGGCUUCAGGAUUUUACCCUCGUCACAUCAACCUGACCCUGUUCAGAGAUGGGCAGCCUGUAUCUGAUCAUGAGAUCACUGGAGGAGAUCUGCUGCCCAAUGCUGACGGGACGUACCAGAUGAGGAAGAGUCUGGAGAUCAGUGCUGCAGACAAACACAAAUACACCUGCUCUGUCACACACCUCAGUCUGGACAACAAACUGGACGUCACUUUGGAGUUUGAUCACGGGGAACCAUUUAAAUCAGUGAUUGCUUCAGUUCUGACAGUUUUGGCUCUGAUGUUGGUAAUUGGAGCUGCAGUUGCUAUAUAUGCAUUGAAAAGACAACAUGCAGAUUCAGUUAAAACCGGGUAUUCUACUGCUUCUACAUCUGAAGAAAGCAUGGACACAUUCAGAACUGAUGUGAAUCCCAGGACACAAAGUGUCAAUCUGUAAAUUUAUUUGACCUACACAAUUCCCACUAUAGGGGCAGCUGUGGCCUAAUGGUUUAACAGUUAAACUUGUAACCUGAAGAUCGCAGGUCUGAGUCUCAGUGCCAGCAGGAGGUGGGGGGGGAGUGAAUGAACAGUGCCACUUCCACUCUCAAUACCCAUAAGCAAGGCACUGAACCCCCAAUUGCUCCCCAGGUGCUGGAUCAAAAAUGGCUGUCCACUGCUCUUGGUGUGUGUGUUCAAAGUGUGUGUGUGUGUGCCCUAGUCACUGCAGUGUGUGUGCGCACUUGGAUGGGUUAAAUGCUGAACACCUAUUCUGAGUAUGGGUUACCAUACUUGACAAAUAUCACGACUUUCACUUUAUAAUUCACUGGUUGAGCCCUUAAAGAUAAUAAUUCUAUUUCUGUGUCAUCCACUGUCAAUUGAUUGAUUGUCACAUUGUCUUACCUUUCAAUUCCUUGACCUAAAAAAAAAGAGAAUAUCAAGUUAACACGUAUUCCAAUCUUGCAGAUUGAGCUUGUAAUAUAAUAGACUUUUAAAAAACAUGAAAUAUGUGAGAUUUGAAAUUGACAGUCCUUUUAAGUCAUAAUUUCAAAGACUAUAUAUGCAUUGUUCUGGACAGUCAGCUUUGAAAGGUGUA
Carassius carassius (crucian carp) is the source of this 1812-nucleotide messenger RNA. RefSeq names its product zinc-alpha-2-glycoprotein-like. NCBI's taxonomy places the organism in Eukaryota, Metazoa, Chordata, Actinopteri, Cypriniformes, Cyprinidae. Gene Ontology annotation, biological process: immune response. Bases 91 to 1176 code for a protein of 361 amino acids. Gene Ontology annotation, cellular component: external side of plasma membrane. The transcript has 8 exons. The record is from RefSeq and is a predicted model, not a curated record.